Molecule: messenger RNA, 1628 nt
Organism: Papilio polytes (common Mormon)
Lineage: Eukaryota; Metazoa; Arthropoda; Insecta; Lepidoptera; Papilionidae
Gene: Zmynd10
Product: zinc finger MYND domain-containing protein 10
Exons: 10
Coding region: 77-1447 (456 amino acids)
Biological process (GO): motile cilium assembly; inner dynein arm assembly; outer dynein arm assembly
Cellular component (GO): cytoplasm; centriolar satellite
Source: RefSeq, a predicted model, not a curated record
UUUGUUUUUUUAAAUCAGAUUUAUGGUGCCAUAUUCUCAUUUCUUCUAUCACUGAAAAUAUUUCCAGAUUUUCGAAAUGAAUGAUAAGGGUCAGCUAAGUGCUUUAGAGGUCGGGGAAUUGGAUUUAUUUGUAGACAGCAUGGAACCUUCUGAAAUCGAAAAUAUUGGGAAUCAAGCCUGGAUCGACUGGCAUACUAGGCUACAGAAACUAAACCAGCAAGCUGUAUUGGAAGCGUCAUCUAUGAUGGAAGAAGCCACGAAAGAAACCCUAAUUUCUCAUGGCAAGUUACCUGUACUUGUUCACGAGGCUAUUUGCAUUCAAGUAUGGCGGUUAAAAAUAUACCCACAAAUGAUGAAACUGGAACCAGCACCUGCUAGUACUUUCGGGAUAUACAUGGUGUUAUAUCACGAAGCAGCAGCAGUUGGUCUCUUGGAGACUGUCUUAUUUCACGAAGACGGAGUCCAAUGUAUUAGCGAAGUUAUUAUCGAUCUACUGCAAUAUGCUACAGAACAACUGACUUCAUUAAUUGCGCUUCUCAACGACGGUUACUUAAAACCAAUGUCAGGUAAAGAAAUGGAAAGCGAAACGGUAAUAGAAGAGUUGCAGAGACAGAAGAGAGAUCUCCAAUUUGAUAUAAGCAUGAGAUGUAUUUCUAUCGUUAGAUAUCUGGCGGAGCAUAUGGAAGCUGCAGGUUCGGGCGUGUCAAUAGCGACUAAUCUGUACAAAACUAACGACGUACCUUCAAUUCUAUGUCAUCUACUGCAGCUGGAGCCCUGGAAGAAGGUCAACGAUAAAGGCGAUAUUCAAAUAUUCAAUUAUGGGCGUUGGUCAAAAUCAAAUAGGGAAGACUUGUCUCAAAUGCAUCGCAGCGAAGCACAGCUCUGGCUGUGCUUGCGUCAGCUACUCCUAGAACCAAGGCUUAAACAUUUCUACGUCAUUGAUGAGGUCCGACGCACAGCUUUCUGUCGCUUGCAAGGUAAAAUGACUGAAGAAAUUAUAGAUCAAAUACCACCAUUGGGAGAAUUGAAAUCCUUUCUGUGCCAAAUGGCAAUGGGAGACUAUUCCAGUUUGCAUAAUCGAGGAAAUGGCGUUAAGGCUCCUGGAUGUACGGUCAUUGAAGUUGUGCCACAGAUAAAAAAUGCUUACUUACGUCAAGUGCAUAAGAGAAAGAAGUCGCUUGCGGCCAAUCAGUUAAAAAAUUGUUUUGUCGAUGGUUCUGAUGAAUCACGGCGUAUGGCCAAGAAACUACUGGAAUCGUACACUAGCGAUGCUGCCUUAGCUUUGGACAGCGGCGGGGCGAAGUGCGCCAAGUGUGGCGAUAAAGCCAACAAGAAAUGUUCACGAUGCAAAUCGGAAUGGUAUUGCGGAAGGGAAUGUCAAGUGCAGCAAUGGCCGAAACAUAGGGAUAUUUGCGAUCAGUUCGCCAAAUUGCAUGUAUCUGUCUAAUUCAUUUCAAUAAUUAAAUGUACUUGAUAAGAUUUUUAAAUCUUAGACAUUAUAACUUACUCUUAUAAACAAGUAACUUUAAUACUUAGCAAUUGCUUAUUCUAUAAUGUUCAAAACAAGUUCUGUACUUGUUUAAGAUUAUUAUUUUUGGUGUUUAAAAUAAAACACAGUAAAGUAUUUU